Bactrocera tryoni is the source of this 558-nucleotide messenger RNA. RefSeq lists its product as uncharacterized. The transcript has 2 exons. The record is from RefSeq and is a predicted model, not a curated record. Bases 21 to 491 code for a protein of 156 amino acids. NCBI's taxonomy places the organism in Eukaryota, Metazoa, Arthropoda, Insecta, Diptera, Tephritidae.
UCAAAGCAGACGGACGGAGGAUGCAAAAACUCAUAUUUUUACUGCACAGUGUUGCAUUUUGCUGCGUGCACGCUUUGCCGUUGCCGGUACCACAGGACUUCCAAACCGGCGCACUUUUGUUGGCGGGUCAAAUGAAGGAGGUGCUGGAUAACGGUGCAGCCAUGCAAAAUCAAAAGGAAUUCGAAUUUAUGGGCGUCAAGGUAAGCAAUGAUAUGGCUUUCGGCUUUGGCGAUGCGCUAAAAAUGCCGGGACAUAGGCGCAGACGUGAAGUCGACCCAGAGGCAGAGGCAGAGGGUGCAGAUAAUUCCUUAGGCAAUGAAGCGGAUAAUUCAUUCAUCACUGAUUACAUUGAAUGUGUACCGUUCGUAAAUGAGGAACGUAAGAAGCGAGCCCCUGCUCCACGUAGUUCUUCGCAGAGUAGUUCAUCGUACUCUUCGUCAGAUUCAUCGUCCUCGUCUUCCUCUUCGUCGAGUGAAUCUGAUGACCGUUAAUGGUUGAUAACGCAGAGUAAAUGAACUUAAGCGCGAAUUUUUCAAUAAAAUCUUUUUCUUUUUUGUG